Coregonus sp. 'balchen' is the source of this 5187-nucleotide messenger RNA. NCBI's taxonomy places the organism in Eukaryota, Metazoa, Chordata, Actinopteri, Salmoniformes, Salmonidae. The record is from the annotation of a GenBank genome assembly.
AUGUGUCUUCCGCAGGUGCUGUUGCACGUGCUCUUCGAGCAUGCAGCAGGGUAUGCGCUCUUUGUCGUCAAGGAGGUGGAAGAAAUUGGCAUGCUUUUGCCACCGGUACGAAUAACCACUUAUCCAAAUAUGCUAACAUUUUUAUUAGGAUUUACCCAUAUUUGAUGAAAGUUGAGCCAAGCUAAUAAUUACCCAUAUUCCACAGGUUGAAGACUGCGUUCUAAACAUUGGGAAAUUCCAUGGUAUGGUGAGCUUAGCUGCUUUCUUCCCAUUCAAGUCUGCUCAGGCUGCGCUAGAAAAUAUUAACGCCAUAUCAGAAGGUGAGUUGCUUUAAUUUACUCCGUUGUAGUCCUUGCUCAGAUGUAAUGAUGUAUCAAAAAUCUGUCAAUCCACUGAAUCACUGUGCUGACACCUAUCAUCAAACCUGAACAUCUGGGCCUGGCUAUCUUUAUAAUACCAGAUGGCAUUAGGCAGUAUGUAUGUUUCAACACACCCCCAACUGAUUUGUUAUUUGUAGUGUAUUAUACAUUUCAAUCUUUCCUCAUGACACCCCGACUUGUUUCAGGUGUGGUCCACGCUGACCUGAAGCUGUUUCUGGAGACUAACCUGCCCGUAGGGGGUAAGAAGAAGGUGAUGCCAAGAUGGGGGGAGCUCUGCAGGAGGAGCUUGGCUUGUCUAUCCAGACUGGUGGAGUGGUGUCAGAGAAACUGAGAGGUGAGGACUAACCUGGACUACAGUGGGGGGGGGGGGGUUGUCAUCUCGUCUUUUAUGUUGUAACUUGUGUGUAGCUGGCGAUACCUGGCCUGUGGUGAUGUCAAGAUAAUCAACCCCUGACCCUCGUGAUGGUUUAUACUGAAAAUCUGAACAGCUGCCAGGGCCAAUGACCUAGGGUUGUGAAAGUGCCUCCACCGUGCAUACUCACCGUCACUACCCAUCUCUCCCCUGAAGGUGUGCGUCUGCACUUCCACUCCCUGGUGAAGGGGCUGACUGCCCAGGCUGCCUCCAAGGCCCAGCUGGGUCUGGGCCACAGCUACUCCAGAGCCAAGUUCAACGUCAACAGGUCUGACAACAUGAUCAUCCAGUCCAUCGCCCUCCUGGACCAGCUGGACAAGGACAUCAACACAUUCUCCAUGCGUGUGCGGUACGUACAGCUGCUGUGAAUGUAAAGUCUCCCUCAUAGGGUACGUAGUAGUAGACCCAACAACCAUCCACUCAACAGUCUUGCUAACGGGACCAAAUGAUGUUUAUACCAAAUCUGUCAAUCCCCUGAACUCUUUAUGUUGAGUGUUCCAUCGGUGCUGACAGUCCCGCAGUAUAAAUGUCAGGUAUGCCCUCAACCUGGUUGAGACUAUCCUAACAUUUCAAAACUUCUGCUCGCCCCUCCCCCUCUGGUUUAUAGUGAGUGGUAUGGCUACCACUUCCCAGAGCUGAUCAAGAUAGUGACUGACAACUCUACGUACUGCAAGAUGGCCCAGCUGAUCGGCAACAGAAAGGAGCUGAGCGAGGAGAGUCUAGAGAGCCUGGAGGAGGUGGUGAUGGACGGUGCCAAGGCCCAGGCUGUCCUGGAGGCAUCCCGCAGCUCCAUGGGUCAGUAGCCACACCACACAGUAUAUUAUACACUCUUAUAAAACCAACCCCUUUUUUGCCCAUCUAGGACUUUUCAAGUGUCCUAUAUGACCAACACAGAGGGGAAGAGUAUGAUAGUUCUCUCAUAAACCUGUGGUGUGUGCUCAAAUCCUCACUGCGGAUCCUGUCGGGAGAUACAGAACAUAUAUUUCAGUCAUCUUCCCUUGUCUUCAAAGUUGAGAUGUUUGUACAAUGAAUGCCCGUGUCUGGGUAUCGAGACUUCCGCUGAAACUUCUCCCCUGGCUUUCUGUAGGCAUGGACAUCUCUCCCAUCGACCUGAUCAACAUUGAGAGGUUCUCCAACCGUGUAGUCUCGCUAGCUGCCUACAGGCUGGAGCUCCAGGAGUACCUGCGCUCUAAGAUGAGCCAGGUGGCCCCCAACCUGGCUGCACUCAUAGGAGAUGUGGUGCGUAGUAAUUAGAUUCAGCAACUGUCCAAUCUACAUACUCUUCCUCACGGGACCGAAUGAUGUUUAUACCAAAUCUGUCAAUCCCCUGAAUUCUUUGUGUUGAGGCUUCCAUCGGUGCUGACAGUCCCUGACACCUCAUAGCUCAUGGUGAAAUGUUCAUCGGCCAACCUCUUGACGUGGUGUUUCUUCCUUCUCCAGGUGGGAGCACGUCUGAUCUCCCACGCUGGCAGCCUGACCAACCUGGCCAAGUACCCAGCCUCCACCGUGCAGAUCCUGGGCGCUGAGAAGGCCCUGUUCAGGUACUGGGGCACCCACUCCCUGCUGGGGAAACAGGCGGCUACUGUGAUGGCAGGGCUGGGGCUAAGCAGAGAAGGGUGAUUGAGGGGGUGACCCCCUCAGAGUGAUCCCUCUCCCUUACGCACCCCCACAGUCUGAGCAGCCGCCCAGUGCACAGAGGUAGAUACUGUGACUCCGACAUGCCAUACUCAACCAAUAAAUGAUUGCGCAGAAGAAUCAACAAUUAACUGUUGGAACAUCUGUUUCCAAAGCGAAGUUCACUUUCACUGGAAACCCAAAAUCCAUUCCCCACACACAGGGCUCUGAAGACCCGUGGCAACACUCCUAAGUAUGGCCUCAUCUUCCACUCGACCUUCAUCGGCCGUGCUGCUGCCAAGAACAAAGGGCGUAUCUCCCGUUACCUCGCCAACAAGUGCACAAUUGCCUCACGAAUUGAUGCCUUCUCUGGUGAGUGUUAACAUUGCUCGGGCCUAGUAGAUAAAGGUGCUCAUUUGUGUCCUGUUUAUUAUGACCCUUCUGGAUUAUUUGCAAUGAUGUUCUUAUUUUUCGUCAACAGUAAGCCACCUCUGGGUGGAUGAUGGUGAUUAGCUAAAUACUGAGCAAAGCCUUGGUCUUGUGACUACUGGUGCCCCCUGCUGGCUAACGGUGGUAUUGACAUUUCAUCACCAUCCCUCUGACAGAGGUGCCCACCUGUGUGUUUGGUGACAAGCUGCGUGACCAGGUGGAGGAGCGCCUGUCGUUCUACGAGACGGGCGAGGCACCUCGCAAGAACCUGGAUGUCAUGAAAGAGGCUGUGAUACAGGUGAGCUAUGACACUGACAUGGGAUUCAUCUUGUGUUUGUGAGCAUGCUUUUACAGGGUUCGUACGGUCAUCAAAAUCCCGGAAAAGUAAUGGAAUUUUAAAAUUGUGAUUUCCAGGCCUAGAAGGGUUUUAGAAAAUUAUAAAUAUCUGAAGCAUAAUACAUUUUAUUUGUAAGGAUAAGUUGCCUGGCUGGGCUGAUGAGACAGUGGAUUUCGCAGUCAGGUGGAACAGAGUAAAUGAGCAUUUUAACGUCGUAGAUUUAGGCAGUGGCAACUUGUUGGAAUGUGCUUUUAACCAAUCAGCAUUCAGGAUUAGACCCACCCGUUGUAUACUUGUGCGCAUCAUCUGCAUGUGUGGGAGACGAGUGGGCCGUUGCUCAAGUAGAGGGAGACAGUCCGACAUUGCUGCAGCAGGUAUGCCUAGUUUAUUAAAAUAUGAUGGAGAACAGACUAAUAACUAGGUAGCCAAUUCAAAACAUUGUACCCACUAGAUAACUGUUAAGCUAUUAAGAGCAUGUAGUAAUGUUGUCAUGUUCCAAAACUUUCCGCUGACACUCAAAUAAGGCCAUACAAACUUGAUUUACUUUUUUUUGAACAAUUUAAUUUACAUUAUUUGACGACACAUUCACUUUGCCAUUGUAUUAGUUGGGAUUCGGUUCAAUCGCAGUAAAUCAAAUCAUAUGAAACAAUUUGAUUUGCUAUAGCCUUUCAUUUGGAUUAUGUGGCUUCAACUUGUUUUGUAGAUACACCAAGUUGAUUGGGGCUUCCAAUGUAUGGGACAUUGCAACUCAAUAGAUGCUAGUCAGCCUGCAAAGUAAACACUUCUAAGGCAGCUAAGAUAAAUGCCCAAACUAAAAUGUAAAUUUCCUAUGGGCUUGCUUCAGCUGAAUACAAAGAUUUGUAGCCUACCAAAGCCAUUUGAUCUUUGAUAUAUUGAAUGAGACAUAUUGGUUGCAAUGUUAUACAGCCAUGGUGGUCAACCAUCCUCCAGUAGAGCUAAUGACAAUGCAGGCUUUUAUUCCAGUCCCCUUCGAACAAACCACAUUUUAGAAAUUAGCUGCUCAACCAGACCUUGAUAAACUGGCUCUGUUUGAGCAGGGCUUGAUCAAAAGCCUCUCCAGAUUGAGGGUUGGCCAUGUGUUAUACAUUUGCCUAACAGGUAUUGUGGAGGGUUAAGUGCCUUGCACAAUGACAGAUGGUACAUGGGAUCAGAGAGCUGCCUCCCAGUGUCAAUACCACAUUACGUGUACGUUUUUUAAUACGUUGGUCAUGGAAGUUUGGUUUCAAGUCAUGAAAUUUCAUCUGUCAAUGUGUAUGUACCCUGUGUUUAGAACUCUUUCCUUGUAGAUGUUUAGCUAACCUGCUGUGAGUGAUGACGACACUUUCCCCGACUCAAACGUGGGGGGUUUAACUGAUUUAAUGAGCCUGACACAGCACUGAAGCGCAUCAGUGCCACUAGCAGCUAGUCUUCUAGAAGUGUUAGAUGUUUAACCAUGCUGUUUGGCUUACCACUCCAAAGCAGGAGAGGUGGCAGCUGAGAUAAAGAUCAAAUUGGAGGAAAAAGGAGAAGAAACGUAGGAAGCAGGAGAAGAAGCUGGCAGCCCUUUCCACAGGCGAUGAAGAUGUAUGUAUUGGUUCAGCACAGCAUGUUUUGAUUUGGAAUUUGACCCUUCCACAUGGUCCUGUCUCAGUGUACGACAUGCUAAAUUAACUUUACUCCGAACCAUUGGCUGGUCUCCUACAGUAGACCAAAUCACUGAAGUGAGUCGGACAUUACAACUCUUGUCAUACUGAAAUGAACUUAAGCCAUGGAGCAAUUAUGAAACAUCCUAAUGUGUUUCUGUUUAUGGUUUUAGGCUAAUGGUGAGAACGGAGACGGUGAUCGUUGUGGUAAAGAAGCAUGCAGCAGAGGCUGUCCAAAUGGAGGAAGAGGCUCCAGCAGCAGAGAACGGAGACCCCAUAGCCAAGAAGAAAAAUAAACGAAAGAGUGAGGCAAUGGUGGUGGCCCCAGAAACACCCCAGACUGAGAAGAAAAAGAAAAAAUAUGCCGACUAG